This is a messenger RNA of Brachypodium distachyon (stiff brome), 2389 nucleotides long. Its product is annotated as major pollen allergen Ole e 10. The coding region runs from base 1383 to 1853 and encodes 156 amino acids. NCBI's taxonomy places the organism in Eukaryota, Viridiplantae, Streptophyta, Magnoliopsida, Poales, Poaceae. The record is from RefSeq and is a predicted model, not a curated record. The transcript is spliced from 6 exons.
CCAUGUACAGACUGACAGUGAUUGAUGUACGAUUUAUGAGGAUCCAUGCCCAAUAAUCAGCACCUACAAUCUAAGACCCUUACAAUCGUCUAAAGGACUCCAGACAGCAAACUUAAGAUACAACUUUUUCUUCAUGACAACAUCAAAGGUUAGCUUGAUAUUAUAGUUGCAUGUUGUCUUUAACAUUGUUUGUUGGCGUUGCUUUGUUCCAUAUGUUGAUAUUCAUUGGGAUUACCAAUGAUGUUUACGCUAUUUUCCUAAUUUUACUUUAUGGAAAGACUGAAAGUUUCUUGCACCACACUGCGUCAGUACUUUCUUAUUGAGCUAAGUAAGCCAGCAUGUGGCCAAGCAAAAUGGGUUCUUGCGAGCUGGCCCUGGCUCAGCUUGUUUGGUGACUGCACUGAGUUAGUCUGGCCUUGGUUUGUUAUGGGACCGAGCCAAGCUGAAUUCGAUUCAAGACAGGAUGGCUUCGAGCCUUAAUCUUUUUCUUCCAGUCCUUGCUGCUCCAUUCUAUUUAGUGUGACAUUACCUGCUCUGUUAAUCUAUUUUACUGCAGCUAAUUUAACAUCAUAUUUAUUUUCACCGUCUUAUUUCAGUAUUGUCGGUCUCAUGCCGUUACUUAGGAAGUGUAGUUCAGUCAAACCAUGUACCUUUUUCUGGCUACAAUAGAGUUCACGGAACCUCAUUCAUUUAGACUUCAGUCUUUGUAAAGUGAAUCAAGGUUCUUCCCUUAAUACACAAGAAAAGCUUUGUGCUCAUGAAGCUCCGACAUAUUCCACCAUGAAACAGCAAAGAGAAAGGUAACAACACAACAUACACUUUGCCAGUUGAGCCCUUCUGAUCUCAUGGAAUCUAUUGCCUAGUUUCCUUUUGUCCCUUUAGAAAUCAUGCCCAUGCAUGCGUGCAUAUCUCCAUGGCAAAAGAAUCCAUGGUUUCCUGGCCUUCAAGUCAUUCCAUCUCCUCUCCUCAAUUUUAUAUCAUAUUCAUAAAGGUCUUUGCAUUGGCUUAACACAGCACAAACAAACUGAUCGUUAGUGAGACGUGCAUUUCUCUGUGCAUAGGUUCUUUGUGCCACCUCUCUGCCAUGACCAUAAAUAUGCACCAUGUACCUUGAGCAACCCUCAGGACUUUUGGGGUUCAUGACUUGCUUAGUGAGUCGUGUGAAAUCCAGCACUUUUUGCAUGGACAGUGGCUUCCAGUUUCCUGUUGAUACAGGUGCUCUUCGCUCAGACUCCCAUUAUAUUCCCUAGGCGAGUGACACACUGCAGGGGAGGGAAAGAGACGGUCAGAGAGGUCUUUUCUGGGUUUUUUUUCAGCCAUGAAGAGAAAGGAGCUGAUCGUGAACGGUCUUUUGGUUCUUGCAUGGUCCAUUGGUUAAUCACAUGUUUAGCAGCAAACAAAUGGUCUUGCUCAGAGAGGAGAAGGUGGAGUCUGCCACGCCGAUCUCUACCAUGUCUCCUCCAGAAGGAAACAUGACCUUCAUCGACGGCGUGACAUGGUGCGUCGCGCGGCCAGGAGUCCCCCAGGAGGACCUCCAGAACGCGCUGGACUGGGCGUGCGGCCAGGGCGCCGCCGACUGCACACCGCUGCAGCCCGGCGGCCACUGCUACCAGCCCGACACGCUCCUGUCGCACGCCUCCUACGCCUUCAACAUCUUCUACCAGCAGAACGGCAACUCUGACAUCGCCUGCAACUUCGGCGGCGCCGGAACCAUCAUCAAGAGGGAUCCAAGUUUUGGGUCAUGCAAGUUCCUGGCAUCCGAGACUUCUGCUGCUUCAGCGCUGAUACUGAGGAGCAUGCGGAUGAUGAUCUGUGCUGCAUUUCUGACCUUGCUUCAGCUGAGAGUUUCCUAAGCUGUGCAGUACUGAGCGCCUGCAAGUGUCGGUGAGAGGGAGGGGAUGGCCUGGUGCUAACAAGAGUAACAGAGUAUGUGAUGCGAAGAUCAACAAUGCCAUGGUGGUUUGUUUUUUGCACUCUGUAAGGAGCUGGCAGUGCUACUUUUUUUCUUCUGUAAAUUUGCAAAGAUAUGUAUGUCUUAGGAGCGGUGCUUGUUUAGAAAUGCACAAUGUUUAUUUAUUCCAUUAAAGUUAGAUCUCAGAUAAAAGUGCCAGGGUCACUUCUUUUCUCCACGUUAGGUUUCAGAUGAAAGAAGCAGGUAAUUAAGGUAGAUGUUUAUACAUAUUUCGUUAAGUUGAACCUAAGCUAAUUACACAACACUAUACUGAGCAGGUCCGUACAUCAUUGGUUUAUACAUCAUACAUAUUAGUUCAUUGCCCGGACAGUGAAAUCCAUUGUGCAUGUACUUUUUUCUUUGUCCUGACAGUGAUGGACUGGCCAUCUAAAAAACCUGAAAUCAAGAAGCUCUGUAGGCCGGUUCGAUUGAGGACAA